Molecule: messenger RNA, 2422 nt
Organism: Drosophila serrata
Lineage: Eukaryota; Metazoa; Arthropoda; Insecta; Diptera; Drosophilidae
Product: choline/ethanolamine kinase
Biological process (GO): CDP-choline pathway; phosphatidylethanolamine biosynthetic process
Cellular component (GO): cytoplasm
Molecular function (GO): ethanolamine kinase activity; choline kinase activity
Source: RefSeq, a predicted model, not a curated record
GUUUUUGUCCGCCCAGCUGUGAACUACUUUCUAUCGGUCGAAGCGAACUAAAGCGCUUGUCCUGUUGUGUGCCUUUACUCGAAUAAGAUUUAUAUAAUACGAUUUACAUUGCAGAGUAUUCUCGAACAUUGAUAUUUUUAUAUUUGCAUACUAUUCGCGUAGCAUGAGACAGCGAAAUCGUAGAACUAACAAAACACUGAAACGUCGCCAGCAUCAAGAGCAAAUAGAUCGCAACUGUUGCUUGAGUAAACGUUGUAACUAUGAUAAUAUCUGGCAACAUUUUAAUCGCAAUGCCACCCUUGAGGAAAUUCGACAUGCGGCGGCACGCAUUUGCCGGGACUAUCUAACCGGGCGCUGGAAAGUGGUGACUCCUGAAAAUCUGGUGGUGAAGCGCAUUAGUGGUGGCCUUUCAAACUUUUUGUAUUACGUAAGUCUGCCCGGCUUGGAUGACAUCGAUGAGCAGGAGGAGGAGCAACAGCGGCGCCACCUGGCAAAUGUCAACGCCAUCGGCAAAGACGUCAUUGCCACCUCAACUCUGGCCAACAGCAACUUGGCAUAUAUAUGUGGAGGUGAAGCGGGGGAGGUCGACGCCAAGUCGCCGGGCCUAACCACGGAACUGGCAGACAACGAUGACGAUGACGACGCAGCGACGAGCGCCAAACAGGCGCACAAACGCCAGCGUUUUGAUAGUGAUAGCGGCGACUCAAGCUCGUUGAAACGAAUGCACGCUCUCAAGCAGGAACCCCGAGAGGUCCUCUUGCGCAUCUAUGGACAAACCCACGGCGAUCAUGCGCUGGAAAGCAUGAUCACGGAGUCGGUGGUCUUUGCACUGCUCAGUGAACGGAACUUUGGGCCGAAGCUACACGGCAUCUUUCCGGGCGGCCGCAUCGAGCAAUAUAUUCCGGCACGUUCGUUGACUACAUCCGAAUUGGCCGAACAGCGUAUAUUAAUGAAAGUGGCAGAGAAAAUGGGCGAGAUUCACAGUCUUAACAUACCCAUGUCCAAGGAGCCGGACUGGAUAUGGAAUUGUAUGCAGCGCUGGAUAUCAAGCUAUGAUAGCAUUGUCAAGGGCAAUGUCCAAUCUAAGCCGGACUCAACGGUUUUGCUGAAGCAAACUGAGCUGAUGAGCACCCUCGACUAUGUGCAGGAGAUUGCCUGGAUAAAGUCAGUGAUCGAUGCCGGCGAAUAUCCGGUUGUAUUCUGUCAUAACGAUUUACAGGAAGGAAACAUUCUGCUGCGUCAGCCGCCGCCAAAUGGUCAAAGCGAACGCACUCCCAGAGAGUCGAUUAGUAGCCUGAGAUCCAAUUUCGACGAGACACUGGGUGAUAGUCUGGAUGGCAACAGCAACAUAUCUGAGACGGAGGUCAACAAGUCUCACUGUUUGUCGUCGCCGCCUUGCCCUGAGUUGGACACCACGAAUGAUUCAGCGCUGGAUGCCAGCUUCACGAUCGACACAGAGCCGGAUCUCAUUAUUAUUGAUUUUGAGUACUGCGCAUACAACUAUCGGGGCUACGAUCUGGCCAAUCACUUCAUUGAGUGGACUUUUGACUACACCAAUCCAAAGUUCCCUUAUUUCUAUCAUAACACCAGCAACUGUGCCACCUUAUCACAGAGGCGCGACUUCAUUGUUAACUAUCUGAAGAAGUUUCACGAUAAUGAAAACUAUAAUCCCACCGGCCCGGAGCUGGAGAAAGUGGAUGACGAGAUUCAGUUCUUUACGAUGCUGUCUCAUCUGUUCUGGAGCCUCUGGUCCGUGAUCAAUGUCACAUCUGCAAUUGAGUUUGGCUAUUGGGAAUAUGGCAUCGCCCGAAUUCUGGAAUACCAAAAAUUAAAGGCGGCCUAUUUGGAAAACAGAGAGCGGGCUAAGGGCAAGCACUGAUCCUGGGUCGGAAACCACCAAGCUUCACUUAAAUCGAAUUUGAAACGUACUUAAGUGACCUAAAGCAUUAAUUCCCAGUUCCCCUUAUUCGGUAUUUUACUUUACUUGCUUAAAACGAUCUUAUCAAAGCUACCUUAACCUGUCACGAGGAAAAUGGCAAGAUAUCGAACACUUCAGCAAGACUAACUUAUUUUUGUACAAAAAAUUAGCUAUAUAGAAUUGAUAAAUCUGAAAACUGAAAACAAAAGUCAAAAUACCAAUUAUUGCUGUGAUUAUUGUGUGAGGCAGAUGACAGAGAAUGAGAUAGCAACAAAUUUACUAAGCUUCUUAUAUACACUUUUCCUGUAAACAUUUAAAUUGCCUUUAUAUCUAACAGCAAUUUGUUGAUCGUGUGGCGAAAGUGUAAUAACGUUUCCAUUUUCACACAUAUUCGAUCGAAAGUAUUACACAGACAGCACAUCCGAUUAGAACAUCUGAAACUAUCUUAAUCAACGCAAGCUCAUUUCACAAAUAACUAUCUAAAAUUGUAAACAUUACGCCAUC